UCGAGUCAGAACCCCCCCCCCCCCCCCCCCCAACCAGAGUCAAAAGCCGAGACGACGGCGAUGACAUCGAUGAGCUAGAGCCAGUUUACUCCUCUUCCAAGCUUGCGAGCUCAACAGGCCAGCCUUUCCAUCAACCUCCCUUCACUCGCGUCCACAGCUCUCUCCUCCCCAUUCCACUCCGUGCUGCUCCAUCGGUAACCCUUGCUUGCUCCUGCCCCCGUGCCACGUACAUGUUCGUUCGUCGCUCGGUGAGCUGAGGAGAUCAAGAGCCGAGGCGCGCAGCCACAGGAUCGAGAAGCAAGCUCGCUCGUCGACAAGAACAGACCCGACAGGUCUUCUGAAGCACAGAUAUUCAGGACAGCACCAAGAAUCCAUGUAAUCAACAUCUUCAGAGAUCUGCCAACACAACAUCUUGCAAUGAGAAGGCACAUCCUUGUCUGCCUCCCUCUGAUCACACUCCUCUCCCUCUUCGUGAGCUCGAGCUGCCAGAUCGACCCCCAAACACAAGCCCUCCUCCAAUUCAAGGCCGGCCUGAACGACCCUCUGAACCACCUCGCGUCAUGGACGAACACCACCUCGCCGUGCCACUUCUUCGGCGUCCGGUGCAGCGACGCCUCCGCCACGGUCACCGAGGUCUCGCUCUCGAACAUGAACCUCUCCGGCGGGAUCUCGCCGUCCGUCGGCGCCCUGCACGGCCUGACGCGGCUGGAGCUCGACUCCAACUCGCUGUCGGGGCCCGUGCCGCCUGAGCUGGGCAGGUGCACUCAGCUCCGGUUCCUGAACCUGUCGUGCAACGUCCUCUCCGGGGAGCUGCCGGACCUGUCGUCGCUGGCGGCGCUCGAGGCCCUCGACGUCGCGAGCAAUGGCUUCACCGGGCGGUUCCCGGCGUGGGUCGGCAACCUGUCCGCCCUCACCACGCUCAGCGUCGGCAUGAACAGCUACGACCAAGGGGAGACGCCGGCGAGCAUCGGCAAACUCAAGAACCUGACGUACCUGUACCUGGCGGCCAGCAGCUUGACGGGGGUGAUGCCGGACUCCAUCUUCGGGCUCACCGCGCUGGAGACGCUGGACAUGUCCAUGAACAACCUCGCCGGCGCGAUCCCGGCGGCCAUCGGCAACCUCCGGAACCUGUGGCAGAUCGAGCUGUACAAGAACAACCUCACCGGCGAGCUCCCGCCGGAGCUCGGGAAGCUGACCAAGCUCCGGGAGAUCGACGUGUCCCGGAACCAGCUCAGCGGCGGGAUCCCGGCGGCGUUCGCCGCGCUCAGGGGCUUCACGGUGAUCCAGCUCUACCACAACAACCUGUCCGGGCCGAUCCCGGAGGAAUGGGGCGAGCUGCGGUCCCUGACGGGCUUCUCCAUCUACGAGAACCGGUUCUCCGGCGAGUUCCCGGCGAACUUCGGCCGGUUCUCGCCGCUCAACAGCGUCGACAUCUCCGAGAACGGCUUCACGGGCCCGUUCCCGAGAUUCUUGUGCCAUGGCAAGAACCUCCAGUACCUCCUCGCUCUUCAGAACGGCUUCUCCGGCGAGUUCCCGGAGGAGUACUCGGCGUGCAAGAGCCUGCAGCGCUUCCGGAUCAACAAGAACCGGUUCACCGGCAGCCUCCCGGAGGGGCUGUGGGGGCUCCCCGCGGCGACGAUCAUCGACGUCUCCGACAACGGGUUCACCGGAACCAUGUCGCCGCUGAUCGGCCAGGCGCAGAACCUGAACCAGCUGUGGCUGCAGAACAACAACCUCGGCGGUGCGAUACCGCCGAAUAUCGGCCGGCUCGGGCAGGUGCAGAAGCUCUACCUGUCCAACAACUCGUUCUCCGGCUCAAUUCCGGCGGAGAUCGGGAGCCUGUCGCAGCUGACGGCGCUGCACCUGGAGGACAACGCGCUGACCGGCGCGUUGCCGGCGGACAUCGGCGGCUGCGUCAGGCUCGUCGAGAUCGACGUCUCCCGGAACGCGCUGACGGGGUCGGUCCCGGCCUCGCUGUCGCUGCUGUCGUCGCUGAACUCGCUGAACCUGUCGCACAACCAGCUCGCCGGGCCGAUCCCGACGAGCCUCCAGGCGCUCAAGCUUAGCUCCGUCGACUUCUCCUCGAACCGGCUGACCGGGAACGUGCCACCGGGGCUGCUGGUGAUCACCGGCGACCAGGCGUUCGCGGGGAACCCCGGCCUCUGCGUGGACGGAAGGUCCGAGCUCGGCGUCUGCAACGUGGACGGCGGCCACAAGGGCGGCCUCGCCAGGAAGUCGGCCGUGCUCGUGCCGGUCCUCAUCUCCGCGACGCUGCUGCUCGUGGCCGGCAUCCUGUUCGUGAGCUACAGGAGCUUCAAGCUGGAGGAGCUCAGGAGGGGCGACCUGGAGCGCGGCGACUGCGGGCAGUGGAAGCUAGAGUCGUUCCACCCGCUGGAGCUGGACGCCGACGAGAUCUGCGGCAUCGGGGAGGAGAGCCUGAUCGGGUCGGGCGGCACGGGGCGCGUGUACCGGCUGGAGCUCAAGGGCCGCGGCGGCAGCGGCGGCGUGGUGGCCGUGAAGCGGCUGUGGAAGGGCAACGCGGCGCGGGUGAUGGCGGCGGAGAUGGCCAUCCUCGGCAAGGUCCGGCACCGGAACAUCCUGAAGCUGCACGCGUGCCUGUCGCGCGGCGAGCUCCACUUCAUCGUCUACGAGUACAUGCCGCGGGGCAACCUCCACCACGCGCUCCGGCGGGAGGCCAAGGGCAGCGGGCGCCCGGAGCUGGACUGGCCGCGGCGGUGCAGGAUCGCGCACGGCGCCGCUAAGGGGCUCAUGUACCUCCACCACGACUGCACGCCGGCCAUCAUCCACCGCGACAUCAAGUCCACCAACAUCCUGCUCGACGAGGACUACGAGGCCAAGAUCGCCGACUUCGGCAUCGCCGUCGCCAAGGUCGCCGAGGACUCCUCCGACUCCGAGUUCAGCUGCUUCGCCGGAACCUACGGCUACCUCGCCCCCGAGCUGGCCUACUCGCUCAAGGUGACGGAGAAGACGGACGUGUACAGCUUCGGCGUGGUGCUGCUGGAGCUGGUCACCGGGCGGAGCCCGAUCGACCCGCGGUUCGGCGAGGGCAAGGACAUCGUCUCCUGGCUGUCCGGCAAGCUCGCCGCGGAGCGCCUCGACGACGUCCUGGACCCGCGCGUCGCGGCGUCGGCCAGGGAGCGGGAGGACAUGGUCAAGGUGCUCAGGAUCGCCGUGCUCUGCACCGCCAAGCUCCCCGCGGGGCGGCCGACCAUGAGGGACGUGGUGAAGAUGCUCACCGACGCCGGCGCGGGGCCCUGCAGCCCGCGCGGGCAGCCGCCGGCGAGGAUCUGCAGCAGCAAGAGCUGCCGCUGAAUUUUUUGAGCAGGCUCUGCCGAUUGCCCAUCCACGGAUGCCUCUGCUCCUGCAUUGAGCUCCGAAAUGUGAUUUUUACUGAUUUCCUUUGUGAUAGAACCAUCUAUAGGGUCAUGUACCUAAAGGUAUUUUGUACAAUUAUAAUUGAAAGUGGCUCCUCCUUGCAUUAGCCAUAUUUUGGUAGAAAAAAUUCUAAAUUA
Panicum hallii is the source of this 3533-nucleotide messenger RNA. RefSeq names its product receptor protein-tyrosine kinase CEPR2-like. The record is from RefSeq and is a predicted model, not a curated record. Lineage: Eukaryota; Viridiplantae; Streptophyta; Magnoliopsida; Poales; Poaceae. Gene Ontology annotation, biological process: protein phosphorylation. Gene Ontology annotation, molecular function: protein kinase activity; protein binding; ATP binding. The coding region runs from base 418 to 3333 and encodes 971 amino acids. The transcript is spliced from 3 exons.